Molecule: messenger RNA, 147 nt
Organism: Arvicanthis niloticus (Nile rat)
Lineage: Eukaryota; Metazoa; Chordata; Mammalia; Rodentia; Muridae
Product: keratin-associated protein 20-2-like
Source: RefSeq, a predicted model, not a curated record
AUGUGUUACUAUGAUCAGUACUAUGGAGGUCUGGGCUAUGGUUAUGGUGGCCUAGGCUAUGGCUAUGGCUGUGGCUAUGGUGGCUAUGGUUAUGGUUGCUGCCGCCCACUGUGUUGUAGAAGCUAUUGGUCUUAUGGUUUCUACUGA